AGAGCCUUUUUUUUCUUUUUUUUCCUUUUAAAGAAGAAGUAGGCCUAGAGAUAAAAUAGUUUUUUUUUCUUUAGCAUUUUAUGUGCGGCAAUACUCAUUUUUUUAGAGAUUAGUAUUUGUUCACUGUUGUGGGUUGAUGGUUUCUCUUAUUGUUAAUUCCAUGAUACUAAAAGUGGUGUUAUAAGAAAUCGAAUAGUUUGUGUUGGUCUAUUGGAGAGAGAUUUGUUGUGCAAGUUUAAAGUUUGUGUAGUAUUUGUUCACUGUUUUUUAUAAUCUCAAUCAUAUUAGCACUUACAGUCGUUUUGAUAUGAUUUUAAAUUAAAUUGGAAAUAGAAGGUGUCUCAGCUUCUCAGUAGUUCUCUUUUUUCCUUUUUUUACUUUUUCCUUUAUAGAAAAUUAAAAGCUUUUGUCAGGGUGUUGAAACAAUCAACAAACCGUAGCAUUCUAUAGCCUUUAUAAUGCAUUAUACUCAUUUUCUCAAACUUCAUCCACCAAAAAUGUUGGCACACACCCUUAGCUGCCCUCUUUUCAUCAUCAAACAACUCCGGUAAGAAAUGGCUUCCACGACAGAGGAAACAACCAUCACUUCCUUCGACAACCACGACGUCGUGGAACAACAGCACUAUGCUUACGCUAUGGAACUGGCUACCUUAUCGGCAAUGCCAAUGACACUCCAAACAGCCUUUGAACUCGGCGUGUUUGAGAUCUUAUCUAAGGCUGGAAAUGGGGCCGAGCUCUCUUCGACAGAGAUAACGGCUAAUAUAACCACAACAAACCCCGAAGCGUCAUUGAUGAUUGAUCGGAUGUUGAGGCUUUUGGCAAGCCAUGCUAUCAUGGGAUGCUCUUUGGCUUCUGAUGAAGAUGGGAAUGUGAAAAGACUUUAUAGCCUUACGUCAGUUUCUAAGUAUUAUGUUCGUAACGAAGAUGGUGUCUCUUUAGAUCCACUUCUAACACUACUCCAGGAUAAAGUCCUUCUGCAUACAUGGAGUGAGUUGAAGAAUGCAGUUAUUGAAGGGGGAGGUACUACUUUCACGAGGGCUUAUGGGGGAAUUCAUGCCUUUGAAUACCUUGGCAAGGAUUCAAGAUUUAACCAAGUUUUUAACAUUGCAAUGAUGAAUCAUUCCACUAUGCCCAUCAAGAAAAUUCUCAAAGUCUACAAAGGCUUUGCAAAGAUCAAGCAACUAGUUGAUGUAGGUGGUGGCCUUGGGAUCACCCUUCAACUCAUCACUUCUAUGUACCCUUACAUCAAAGGUAUCAACUAUGACUUACCUCACGUCAUUCGCGAUGCCCCUCCUUAUCCAGGUGUGGAACAUGUGGGAGGAGACAUGUUUGAGAAAAUUCCAAAUGGAGAUGCUGUUUUUAUGAAGUUGAUACUACAUGAUUGGAGUGACGAACAUUGCAUAACGUUGUUGAAAAAUUGCUACAAUGCAAUUCCUGAUGAUGGAAAGGUAAUCGUAGUGGACUCAAUACUUCCAACAUUACCGGAGACCACAAGUGCAACAAAAGCUGUUGCCCAAUGUGAUAUGGUUGAGAUGACUCUGUAUGAAGGAGGCAAAGAAAGAACUAGAGAUGAAUUCAAGGCCCUUGCAACCAAAGCUGGCUUUAAACAUGUCAUAUUUCAAUGUCUUGUGGCUAAUCUUUGGGUUACUGAGUUUCUUAAAAAUUGAUUGUUAUUAUUAUUACUACAUACAACUAAGGUUUUGGGAUGUUGUGAUCAUGGGUUUCAAACUGUAAUUAUAUAUAUAUACUACUACAUAUUUGGCCUU
Cucumis melo (muskmelon) is the source of this 1766-nucleotide messenger RNA. Its product is annotated as caffeic acid 3-O-methyltransferase-like. The transcript has 4 exons. Bases 555 to 1667 code for a protein of 370 amino acids. The record is from RefSeq and is a predicted model, not a curated record. Gene Ontology annotation, biological process: methylation. Gene Ontology annotation, molecular function: O-methyltransferase activity; S-adenosylmethionine-dependent methyltransferase activity; protein dimerization activity. Lineage: Eukaryota; Viridiplantae; Streptophyta; Magnoliopsida; Cucurbitales; Cucurbitaceae.